Messenger RNA from Eublepharis macularius, 4287 nucleotides. RefSeq names its product immunoglobulin superfamily member 9B (gene IGSF9B). Lineage: Eukaryota; Metazoa; Chordata; Lepidosauria; Squamata; Eublepharidae. Bases 1 to 4287 code for a protein of 1428 amino acids. The record is from RefSeq and is a predicted model, not a curated record. Gene Ontology annotation, biological process: cell-cell adhesion. The transcript is spliced from 20 exons. Gene Ontology annotation, molecular function: protein binding.
AUGGUUCAGGCCAACCUGCCUGCUUUGGAGCCGUGUGCCCACGGCUUAAGGGAGGAACCCGAGUUUGUGACGGCUCGUGCUGGGGAGAGCGUGAUCCUGGGAUGCGACGUAAUCCAUCCACUGACGGGCCAGCCCCCUCCUUAUGUGGUGGAGUGGUUCAAAUUUGGAGUGCCUAUCCCCAUCUUCAUCAAGUUUGGGUUCUACCCACCUCAUGUGGACCCAGAAUAUGCUGGCCGUGCCAGCCUUCAUGACAAGGCCUCACUGCGCAUCGAACAGAUACGCUCCGAGGACCAGGGCUGGUACGAGUGCAAAGUGCUUAUGUUGGAUCAGCAGUAUGACACUUUUCACAACGGCAGCUGGGUGCAUCUCACGGUCAAUGCUCCCCCCACCUUCACAGAGACUCCCCCCCAAUACGUAGAGGCUAAAGAAGGCAGCAGCAUUACCCUGACUUGCAUGGCUUUUGGGAACCCGAAACCGACCGUCACCUGGCUGAAAGAGGGGGAUCUCUUAGGUGCCAACAACAAAUAUCAGGUUAGCGAUGGGAGUUUGACUGUUAUGUCCAUCAGUCGGGAUGAUAGAGGCGCUUACACCUGCCGGGCUUACAGUAUCCAAGGAGAGGCUGUUCACACCACCCGCUUGCUUGUCCAAGGGCCGCCUUUCAUCGUUUCCCCUCCAGAGAACAUCACAGUCAACAUCUCCCAGGAUGCAAUGUUCACCUGCCAGGCCGAGGCAUAUCCAGGCAACCUGACCUAUACUUGGUACUGGGAGGAGGAGAACGUCUACUUUAAGAAUGACCUAAAGCUGAGGGUGCGGAUCUUGAUCGAUGGUACACUCAUAAUCUUCCGAGUCAAAUCAGACGAUGCUGGGAAAUACACCUGCAUUCCAAGCAACAGCCUUGGCCGUUCGCCAUCCGCUUCUGCCUAUCUGACUGUGCAAUACCCUGCCCGUGUGGUAAACAUGCCACCUAUCAUAUAUGUUCCUGUUGGGAUACAUGGAUACAUUCGCUGCCCAGUUGAGGCAGAGCCGCCAGUGACCGUGGUCAAGUGGAACAAAGAUGGACGCCCUCUGCACAUUGAAAAGUUUUCUGGCUGGAGUCUAAUGGAAGAUGGCUCAAUUCGAAUAGAAGAGGCAACAGAAGAAGCUCUCGGCACAUACACCUGCGUGCCUUAUAAUGCCCUGGGUACAAUGGGCCAGUCCCCCCCUGCCCGACUGGUACUGAAGGACCCACCCUAUUUCACGGUGCUACCAGGCUGGGAGUACAGACAAGAGGCAGGGAGGGAGCUGUUGAUACCCUGUGCUGCUGCAGGAGACCCUUUUCCUGUCAUCGCCUGGAGAAAGGUAGGGAAGCCCAGUAGAAGCAAGCACAACACCCUUCCAAGCGGCAGCCUGCAAUUCAGAUCUCUCAGUAAGGAUGACCACGGAGAGUGGGAAUGUGUCGCCACCAACAUAGUCACAAGCAUUACAGCUAGCACUCAUCUGACAGUCAUCGGCACAAGCCCCCACGCCCCGGGCAGUGUGCGUGUUGCAGUCUCCAUGACCUCUGCCAACGUUUCCUGGGAGCCCGGCUAUGAUGGCGCAUAUGAACAGACAUUCUCAGUUUGGUACGGCCCUCUGAUGAAGCGAGCACAGUUUGGACCUCAUGACUGGCUCUCCCUUCCAGUACCAACUGGUCCCAGUUGGCUGCUUGUGGAUAACCUCGAACCAGAGACUGCCUACCAGUUCAGUGUCUUGGCCCAAAACAAGCUGGGCACAAGCUCCUUCAGUGAGGUGGUCACUGUGAAUACUCUAGCAUUCCCUGUAACAACUCCAGAACCACUGGUGCUGGUUACUCCACCGAGGUGCCUAACAGCCAAUCGGACACAGCAAGGUGUCCUGUUGUCAUGGCUUCCUCCAGCUAAUCAUAGUUUUCCAAUUGACCGCUACAUCAUGGAGUUCCGGAUAGGAGAGAGAUGGGAGAUUUUAGAUGACGCCAUUUUGGGGAGUGAUAAUGAUUUUUUUGCCAAGGAUUUGACUCAGGACACAUGGUACGAGUUCCGAGUUCUGGCUGUCAUGCAGGACCUCAUCAGCGAACCCAGCAAUAUUGCAGGUGUAUCCAGCACAGACAUCUUUCCUCCGCCAGACUUGACAGAUGAAGGUUUGGCGCGUCCUGUGCUGGCAGGUAUUGUUGCCACCAUUUGCUUCCUUGCCGCUGCUAUCCUGUUCAGCACGCUAGCUGCCUGCUUCGUCAACAAGCAACGCAAACGCAAACUCAAGCGCAAGAAAGACCCUCCUCUUUCAAUAACUCAUUGCAGGAAGAGUCUGGAGUCACCGUUGUCCUCGGGCAAGGUGAGCCCUGAGAGCAUCCGCACGCUUCGGCCCCCCUCAGAGUCCUCUGACGAUCAAGGCCCUCCAGGCAAGCGUAUGCUGAGCCCCAGCAAGGAGAAGGAGCUGUCUCUUUACAAGAAGACCAAGCGCGCCAUCAGCAGUAAGAAGUACAGUGUUUCCAAGGCUGAGGCAGAAGCGGAGGCAACUACCCCUAUCGAACUCAUCAGCCGUGGGCCUGAUGGCCGUUUCGUCAUGGAUCCUUCAGAAAUGGAGCCCUCGCUCAAGACCCGCCGGAUAGAGGGCUUUCCCUUUGUUGAGGAGACAGACAUGUACCCAGAGUUCCGCCAGUCGGAUGAAGAAAAUGAUGACCCAGUGAUGCCCUCCUCUGUGACAGCUCUCAAGUCCCAACUGACACCUCUCUCCUCCAGCCAGGAAUCUUACCUUCAGCCACCAGCAUACAGUCCUAGAUUCCAUCGGGGUUUAGAGGGGACAGGUACACUGGAGAGCCGCCUCCAAGCCACUGGUCAGGCUAGGCCUCCAGCUCCCAGGCCGUUCCACCAUGGCCCGUAUUAUGGUUACCUCAGCAGCAGCAGCCCAGGAGAGAUGGAUCCUCCGCCUUUCUACAUGCCAGAGGUCAGCCCCCUCAGUUCUGUCAUGUCCUCCCCUCCUCUGCACCCUGAAGGGCCCUUUGGACAUCCCACUAUCCCGGAGGAGAAUGGAGAGAAUGCUUCCAACAGCACGCUGCCCCUGACUCAGACUCCAACAGGGGGACGGUCCCCUGAACCAUGGGGCAGGUCUGAGUUCCCGUUCAGCGGUCUAGAGUCUUCGCCCAUCAUGUUUCCUCAUCAACUUCACCAGUGCGAAGUGGUUGAGAGCGUGCAGCCAAAGGCCAGUCUUCCUAGGGGACCACCACCUUCCUCCCUCCAGGUCCCUGCAUCCUACCCUGGCAUUCUGGCCCUGGAGGCACCAAAGAGUUGGACUGGCAAGUCACCAAGCAGGAGCCAACCCUCUGUGCCCACCGCCACCAAAUGGCAGGACAAACCUAUGCAACCAAUGGCGAGCCAAGGGCAGCUAAGACAUACCAGUCAAGGCAUGGGCAUACCUGUGUUGCCUUACCACGGGCCGUCCGAGCCAGUCAGCCACAGCGGCACAAGCACAUUCGGCCUGGACACCAGGUGGUAUGACCCCCAACCUAGACCUCGGCCCAGCCCUCGGCAAGUCAGGAGGGCCGAGCCCAGUUUACAUCAGGUGGUGCUACAACCUUCAAGGCUUUCCCCCUUGACUCAAAGCCCCCUCAGCUCCCGCAACAGCUCCCCGGAGCUGACAGCCCGUGCCAGGCCGCGACCAGGCCUCAUCCAGCAGGCGGAAAUGUCCGAAAUCACCCUGCAGCCUCCAGCAGCGGUCAGCUUCUCUCGCAGGUCCACUCCUUCAACAGGAUCUCCUGCCCAGAGCAGCCGAGGAGGGAGCCCCAGCUUCCGCCCUGCCAUGGCUUUCACUUCUUUGGCCACCGGUUAUCCUACCCCUCAAUGUCCCUCCCUGCCUGUAGAGCCAAUGGAUGUCUUUGGACCCAUUCCCUCACCAAGGAGGGCCGGGGAGGAGAUUCUUAGGCCAGAGCCAACACCGACAACCAGUUCAGGAAAACGUCCAUCUCCAACCCGGAACGGUGCUGCACCUGAGAGGCUCGAAGCUCUGAAAUACCAGCGGAUAAAGAAGCCCAAAAAGCCAUCCAAGGGCUCCUCGAAAUCCAAAAAACAGAUCAAUGGUUCUGCUUCCCAGGUUCAGCAACAUCCUAACUCUCAGGUACUGUGGCCCGAUGAAGCUGUCUGUCUCCGGAAGAAGAAGCGUCACCCUCGCCAGGACCCCUUUGCCCGCCUCUCAGCGCUGAAGGAUGACCUGUGCCACAGGCAGGUUCCCGAGGAUCAGACAGCCAUUCUCAACAGUGUGGACCAUGACGAUUCCAGUGGGCAUGCCACCUUACUUUAG